AUGCCACCCAAAGGAAAGAAGCCCGCGGCCGCCCCAUUCCCCCAGGGAAAGGCUGGCUCCAGCAAGAAGGCAGCAAAGAACCCCCUCCUUGAGAAGCGAUCUCGCAACUUCGGUAUCGGCCAAGAUGUUCAGCCUCCUCGCAACCUCUCUCGCAUGGUCAAGUGGCCAGAGUAUGUCCGCCUGCAACGCCAGAAGAAGAUCCUCAACCUCCGCCUGAAGGUCCCACCGGCCAUUGCUCAAUUCCAACAUACCCUUGACCGCAACACCGCCGCGCAGACUUUCAAACUCCUCAACAAGUACCGACCGGAAACCAAGGUGCAGAAGAAGGAGCGUCUCCAUGCCGAGGCCACGGCCGUCGAGCAGGGAAAGAAGAAGGAAGAUGCCAGCAAGAAACCCUACGUCGUGAAAUACGGCCUCAACCACGUGGUCGGCCUGAUCGAGAACAAGAAAGCCUCAUUGGUCUUGAUCCCCAACGACGUCGACCCCAUCGAGCUGGUGGUGUUCCUGCCCGCUCUGUGCCGCAAGAUGGGCGUGCCCUACGCCAUCAUCAAAGGCAAGGCCCGCCUCGGCACGGUCGUGCACAAGAAGACCGCUGCCGUCGUCGCGCUGACCGAGGUCAAGGGCGAGGACAAGUCCGAGCUCAGCAAGCUGGUUUCCGCCAUCAACGACGGCUACGCCAGCAAGCACGAGGAGAGCCGUCGCCACUGGGGUGGUGGCAUCAUGGGCACCAAGGCCGUCGCCAGACAGGAGAAGAAGCGCAAGGCUAUUGAGAGCGCCAUCAAGAUCUAG
This is a messenger RNA of Exophiala bonariae, 789 nucleotides long. It is a transcript of the gene RPL8B, whose product is annotated as 60S ribosomal protein L8B. Gene Ontology annotation, molecular function: RNA binding. Lineage: Eukaryota; Fungi; Ascomycota; Eurotiomycetes; Chaetothyriales; Herpotrichiellaceae. The transcript is spliced from 5 exons. Gene Ontology annotation, biological process: ribosome biogenesis; maturation of LSU-rRNA. Bases 1 to 789 code for a protein of 262 amino acids. Gene Ontology annotation, cellular component: cytosolic large ribosomal subunit. The record is from RefSeq and is a predicted model, not a curated record.